This is a messenger RNA of Chlorocebus sabaeus (green monkey), 8469 nucleotides long. The record is from RefSeq and is a predicted model, not a curated record. Lineage: Eukaryota; Metazoa; Chordata; Mammalia; Primates; Cercopithecidae.
GUUGUGAGAAAUGCAUUAAAAUGCAGAAGUGUCUGCAGUGAAGACUACUACUCAGGAAAAAUUCCCCAAGAUAUUUUCUACUUCUAGCUCUUCUGCUCCAUAUGCCAGAAAGAAUGGGAAGAGGCAAGAUGUCCACAUACCAUUAUGGAGAAAAGAUUUUGAGGGUUUGGAUUCUUGGAUGUACAUGUAGGUGCUUAUUUUAAAAUGUCAGCAACAUAUUUCAAAUAAUAUUACUUCUUUAUCUUUUGAACCAUCAGCUGUUUAUUUGACUAAAGAUUGUUGUUAGCAAUAAUAAUAAUUGGUGGCAUCUAUUGAGUGCUAGAUACCAAGCAGUAUGGUAGUAUUUUGCUUAUAUUAUUUAAUUCUGAUCUCAAUUCUAUAAAACAGGGAAAGACAUUAUUUUCUCUUUUUUAUAAAUGAAGACACUGAAGUAUUGAGCAGUUAAAUCACCUGUUCUGAACUAUAUAGGCAGUAAUAGUGGGCAGGGCUGUAACUCAGGUCUAUCUGAUUUCAAACUUUCUCUCAACCAGUACAUUGCAUUUCCCUCUCAUGCAGAGCUGCUCAGGCACCAGAGUAUUUAAAAUAACAUUUAUAAUAAAUAUGGCCUUACUUGGAGGGCCAUUAAAAGAUGUUGUUAACAAGUUCAUAGUUUCACUUUCUCUAGACUAGUGAUUGUUACCUGGAAGACAUUUAGACUGCCAUCUCUCUAGAUAAAGGAAUAGCUUUUAAAACUCUUGCUUCCUUCAAAGAAUAUGUAAAGUAUUAAUGGAAUAAACAUUUUGUUUUCCAGAGUAAUACAUGUGAAAAAAAUCUUCAAAGUAAAAUAGGCAAAUGAAUAUCAAAGAAGCUUAUUUUAGAAUGUAAUCCUAUGAGAGAGAGGGCAGUCUUGAAAGAUUAAAAAAGAUUCUUUUUAUGAUUAUGAAUUUGAAACAGCUGGAAUGAAUGCAGUCAUGAGGAUCAUUUCUGAAAGUGAGGUAUAUAGAAAGUUAAAAGACUCAUCGCUUGGUACUGAGAUCACCUGCUUCGUAACAGACAGAAAUAGAAGAGUACAAGUGUUAAGAAUUCAUUCUGCCUUCCCUGUGCUUUUGUCGCUUUAUUUUUAGAGCUCUGCUAGCAGCAGUUGGGAGCAGGGUUUGCCCUUAUGCGCCUGCUCAGUCAGACUCACCUUCUCUCUUGCAGUCUGCCUCCCUUGACAGGUGUGAGGGACUUCCUAAGUGUCGCAAGCCAGACACCUGGCAUCAGCCACCCCGAUGUAGCGUGCACCUUCAGACCACUGAGCUCAUGAAAGAGUAUCAAGUCAUGGGUGGAUAAGAUGCAAGAAGACCUUGUCACACUGGCAAAAACAGCAAGUGGAGUCAAUCAGCUUGUUGAUAUUUAUGAGAAAUAUCAAGAUUUGUAUACUGUGGAACCAAAUAAUGCACGCCAGCUGGUAGAAAUUGCAGCCAGGGAUAUUGAGAAACUUCUAAGCAACAGAUCUAAAGCCCUGGUGCGCCUGGCAUUGGAAGCGGAGAAAGUUCAAGCAGCUCACCAGUGGAGGGAAGAUUUUGCAAGCAAUGAAGUUGUCUACUAUAAUGCAAAGGAUGAUCUUGAUCCUGAGAAAAAUGACAGUGAGCCAGGCAGCCAGAGGAUAAAACCCGUUUUCAUUGAAGAUGCUAAUUUUGGACGACAAAUAUCUUAUCAGCAUGCAGCAGUCCAUAUUCCUACUGACAUCUAUGAGGGCUCAACAAUUGUGUUAAAUGAACUCAACUGGACAAGUGCCUUAGAUGAAGUUUUCAAAAAAAAUCGAGAGGAAGACCCUUCACUGUUGUGGCAGGUUUUUGGCAGUGCCACUGGCCUGGCUCGAUAUUAUCCAGCUUCACCAUGGGUUGAUAAUAGUAGAACUCCAAACAAGAUUGACCUUUAUGAUGUACGCAGAAGACCAUGGUACAUCCAAGGAGCUGCAUCUCCUAAAGACAUGCUCAUUCUUGUGGAUGUGAGUGGAAGUGUUAGUGGAUUGACACUUAAACUGAUCCGAACAUCUGUCUCCGAAAUGUUAGAAACCCUCUCAGAUGAUGAUUUCGUGAAUGUAGCUUCAUUUAACAGCAAUGCUCAGGAUGUAAGCUGUUUUCAGCACCUUGUCCAAGCAAAUGUAAGAAAUAAGAAAGUAUUGAAAGAUGCGGUGAAUAAUAUCACAGCCAAAGGAAUUACAGAUUAUAAGAAGGGCUUUAGUUUUGCUUUUGAACAGCUACUUAAUUAUAAUGUUUCCAGAGCAAACUGCAAUAAGAUUAUUAUGCUGUUCACGGAUGGAGGAGAAGAGAGAGCCCAGGAGAUAUUUACCAAAUACAAUAAAGAUAAAAAAGUACGUGUAUUCACGUUUUCAGUUGGUCAACACAAUUAUGAUAGAGGACCUAUUCAGUGGAUGGCCUGUGAAAACAAAGGUUAUUAUUAUGAAAUUCCUUCCAUUGGUGCAAUAAGAAUCAAUACUCAGGAAUAUUUGGAUGUUUUGGGAAGACCAAUGGUUUUAGCAGGAGACAAAGCUAAGCAAGUCCAGUGGACAAAUGUGUACCUGGAUGCAUUGGAACUGGGACUUGUCAUUACUGGAACUCUUCCGGUCUUCAACAUAACCGGCCAAUUUGAAAAUAAGACAAACUUAAAGAACCAGCUGAUUCUUGGUGUGAUGGGGGUAGAUGUGUCUUUGGAAGAUAUUAAAAGACUGACACCACGUUUUACACUGUGCCCCAAUGGGUAUUACUUUGCAAUCGAUCCUAAUGGUUAUGUUUUAUUACAUCCAAAUCUUCAGCCAAAGCCUAUUGGUGUAGGUAUACCAAGAGUUAAUUUAAGAAAAAGGAGACCCAAUAUCCAGGAGCCAGUAACAUUGGAUUUCCUUGAUGCAGAGUUAGAGAAUGAUAUUAAAGUGGAGAUUCGAAAUAAGAUGAUUGAUGGGGAAAGUGGAGAAAAAACAUUCAGAACUCUGGUUAAAUCUCAAGAUGAGAGAUAUAUUGACAAAGGAAACAGGACAUACACAUGGACACCUGUCAAUGGCACAGAUUACAGUUUGGCCUUGGUAUUACCAACCUACAGUUUUUACUAUAUAAAAGCCAAACUAGAAGAGACAAUAACUCAGGCCAGAUCAAAAAAGGGCAAAAUGAAGGAUUCGGAAACCCUGAAGCCAGAUAAUUUUGAAGAAUCUGGCUAUACAUUCAUAGCACCAAGAGAUUACUGCAAUGACCUGAAAAUAUCGGAUAAUAACACUGAAUUUCUUUUAAAUUUCAAUGAGUUUAUUGAUAGAAAAACUCCAAACAACCCAUCAUGUAACACAGAUUUGAUUAAUAGAGUCUUGCUUGAUGCAGGCUUUACAAAUGAACUUGUCCAAAAUUACUGGAGUAAGCAGAAAAAUAUCAAGGGAGUGAAAGCACGAUUUGUUGUGACUGAUGGUGGGAUUACCAGAGUUUAUCCCAAAGAGGCUGGAGAAAAUUGGCAAGAAAACCCAGAGACAUAUGAGGACAGCUUCUAUAAAAGGAGCCUAGAUAAUGAUAACUAUGUUUUCACUGCUCCCUACUUUAACAAAAGUGGACCUGGUGCCUAUGAAUCGGGCAUUAUGGUAAGCAAAGCUGUAGAAAUAUAUAUUCAAGGGAAACUUCUUAAACCUGCAGUUGUUGGAAUUAAAAUCGAUGUAAAUUCCUGGAUAGAGAAUUUCACCAAAACCUCAAUCAGAGAUCCGUGUGCUGGUCCAGUUUGUGACUGCAAAAGAAACAGUGAUGUAAUGGAUUGUGUAAUUCUGGAUGACGGUGGGUUUCUUUUGAUGGCAAAUCAUGAUGAUUAUACUAAUCAGAUUGGAAGAUUUUUUGGAGAGAUUGAUCCCAGCUUGAUGAGACACCUGGUUAAUAUAUCAGUUUAUGCUUUUAACAAAUCUUAUGAUUAUCAGUCAGUAUGCGAGCCUGGUGCUGCACCAAAACAAGGAGCAGGACAUCGCUCAGCAUAUGUGCCAUCAAUAGCAGACAUAUUACAAAUUGGCUGGUGGGCCACUGCUGCUGCCUGGUCUAUUCUACAGCAGUUUCUCUUGAGUUUGACCUUUCCACGACUCCUUGAGGCAGUUGAGAUGGAGGAUGAUGACUUUACAGCCUCCCUGUCAAAGCAGAGCUGCAUUACUGAACAAACCCAGUAUUUCUUCGAUAACGAUAGUAAAUCAUUCAGUGGUGUAUUAGACUGUGGAAACUGUUCCAGAAUCUUUCAUGGUGAAAAGCUUAUGAACACCAACUUAAUAUUUAUAAUGGUUGAGAGCAAAGGGACAUGUCCCUGUGACACACGACUGCUCAUACAAGCAGAACAGACUUCUGAUGGUCCAAAUCCUUGUGACAUGGUUAAGCAACCCAGAUACCGAAAAGGGCCUGAUGUCUGCUUUGAUAACAAUGUCUUGGAGGAUUAUACUGACUGUGGUGGUGUUUCUGGAUUACAUCCCUCCCUGUGGUAUAUCUUCGGAAUCCAGUUUCUACUACUUUGGCUGGUAUCAGGCAGCAGACACCGCCUGUUGUGACCUUCUGAAACCAAAUCUGCAUAAUUAAACUCCAGACCCUGCCAGAACAUGAGCCCUCAAUUACAUUAAAGUAGGGUCAGCUAUAAAAUCAGACAGAUAUUACCUGGGCCUAUACCAUGGCAUAACACUAAGGCGCAGACUCCUAAGGCACCCACUGGCUGCAUGUCAGGGUGUCAGAUCCUUAAACGUGUGUGAAUGCUGCAUCAUCUAUGUAUAACAUCAAAGCAAAAUCCUAUACGUGUCCUCUAUUGGAAAAUUUGGGAGUUUGUUGUUGCAUUGUUGGUGAUUACAUGUGAAAGGGUUCCCCAUACAAUUGUUUAUGAAUCAUAAGAAAUGUCUUGAUAUUGACCUGGAAUUUUGACUUGUUGCAGUUUUACUAAGAAAAUCUCUAAGGGGAAAGAAAUUAUUUUUGCCUUCACUUAUUCUUCUGUUAAAACUUAAUUCCUGCUUUGAGUAUAAAUUAUUGAAAUGUAUAGAGAAAGAAUUAACAUUGGUCUAAAUUGUUGAAACACAAAUAAUGGCUAAUUUUCUAUGAAAAAUUUGCCAUGAAUCAAAUGCCUUAUGAAGAAUGGCUUCUUUGCCAAAAAUAAAACACAAUUGAUGACCAAUUAAAUUUUGAUGGAGUAAUGAACUGAUGGUUUGAAAAUAGUACCUAAGAAAUUAUUAAACUAAAGGUGCUUGAGGGAGAAAUUAGAAUAUGUGACAUAUUUCCUCAUAAAUGUAAGCAAGCCCUUAAUAAGUGCUUUGAUGUAAUGUUUCUUUUGUUCACAGUAAUGUAGUGCUAGCCAGAUAUUUAAAAAUGCUCUAAGAAAAGCUUGUUGGGGGGAGGGGGAAAUGUUUUUCUUGUGAUAAAUGAACUUUGGUUUACCAAGGGUAUUUUGCAUGAUGCUGCUGCUAUUUUAACUUUUCAGUUCUUUUUUCUCUUACUGUAGAGUGUAGUCAUUGAAAAGUUAACUGAGUGAUAUUAUUGUUAUGUAAGAAUCUGAACCUUGCAGUGUAAAUGCACUUAAGUCAUCUUUUAAAAUGUUGUUAAACUACUCUGAAUAUACUGUGCAAUGUAAAUGCUGAAUGAUUGGGGUUAGAUAAAUGGUGAAAUGAGAAUUAAUGAAUUUUAUACAGAUUCGUGCUUUCGCCUGAUAACCUAUGUACAGAUAUUUUAAGUACAUAAAUCAGAUUUGACACAUUUAUUUUUUGAAAAGUACAUAUAUGUUCUCAAUGAAGAUUCAUCCUAGGUUUCCUCUUUGUUCGUUUCAAUAGUAGCACAUACAAUCCAAAAGUUCCUGCUACUGCUGCUUUUGCCCUUCCAUUUUAAAUGGUAUGAUCGUUUGACCAAAAUUUCCAUGCAAUUUGAUAAGGGUUUUACAAUAAUCUGAACAAAUAGGAAACCUUGAAUCUCUAUGUAUGCACAUGAAUACUUGAUUGUGAAUAAUAAAAGUUGUUUUUUAUACAGCCUCAUUGGUGAAAAUGGUUAGUGUAGUAAAUCAGAUAUUUCAUUAUAGACUAAUACGGUAGCAGAUUAUUUAUGCUUUUAAAAAUUAUUUUCUGGAGCAAACAGUAUUUGAAGAAAGGGUAAAAACUAUGAAUGUGUAAUUCUAAGAAUAGUUAAUAAUUUUACUGAAGGCUGAACGUAUGUAGAUAUUUUUUAUGAUAAAAUGCAGUUUUUCUUUUUUUGCAACAUGCCAAUUAAAGGUAUGUGUAUAUGCUGGAAAUUUUCUUACAUAUCCUUUUUAAGUCCAAGUUAUUAACAUUAUCCAGCAUGCUUUAAUAUGCUCCACAUAUCAAAGAUAUAACCAAUAAUUUAACGUAGUUUAAAAGAUAAUAUUUGUUUUGUUUUUAGCUUUGCAUACAUUUGUAAUUCCCUCCCACCACCAAUAUACCUUAGGUACCAUUUGUGUACAUUUCUUUAUUUAAGAUUUUUUUUUUUCAAUAAAAAGGGGGGAGGGGGAAAUGGAAUCACUUUGCCAACUAUUGUUCUAAGAGUUGACAUCAGUUACCAUUUCUAAUGCAUUGUUGUGAUUUUGUAGUGUCAUUCAUAACUGGUAUUAACAUUUUAGAAAACACCAAAGUGAUUUAAAAUAUAUGUGGAAAAAAACUUCUCUAGUAACAACGUUUAAAUCAUGUUGUUUGUUCAAUAUUUAAAAGUUAUUGUUCAAUUUUUGCUAGACUAUCUUAAAUCAUGAUAGUGUUGGGAAGGGGGUAUCAAAAUAUAAAAUUGUUAGUUUGUGUAUAUAAACAAUGCACAUUAAAACAAUUGAAUUGCUUCCAGCAUACAACAAACUACCUUAAAAUUAUGUUCAAAAUCUAUUAAAUAUAUUUUCAUGGCUAAUGUCGAUUAUAUGUUUUCAUCAAUUACACUGUUAUUGUAUUAAUCGCAGUUAAACUUGGCAUCUCUUGGCAGGAUCCUAUUUGAUUUCUAUUGCCAUCAAAAUAUAUUUAUAUGCAUGAGUUUUGCUAUAAACCUUUAUUUUCUGCUAUAAAGUUAUAUAUUAUUGACAAAUUGACAAAUACAAUUAUAAAUUGGGUAAGAACAAGCUGAUUAAAAAUUGUUCCCAUGACUAAUAUUAGUCUUCAUGCUUUUAGCAUACUUUUCUUUAAGACAGUAACACUCAUCCCAUCAAAUUAUUAUAUUACAUUUAGUAUUUUUCUGUGUUAUGUUGACAAGAACUUAAAUUAUAGCCUGUUAUUAAUAUUGAUUUCCAACGACUGAACAGUAUAACAGAUCAAUAAAAAAAUUUAUACACUGAUUUUACUAUUUAAUUUUUGUUAUCCUCAUGUGGCUUAAUGUAGUUAGUCACUAAAACAGAAUUCAAGUAAGCUUGGCGAUGGUGUUGAGUAACAAGAAAGAAUUUUGCAUUAAUGAUUUCUUUAUAUUUUCCUCAUUUAAACAACCAGCAUUACUGCCAAACACCAACCGUGGUCCAUAUUUGUAACAGGUUUUUAACAUGACAUAGUUAGCAAGUUUGAUUGAAGAGAUUUUUAGGUCCUGGGCCUAUAAGAUUUUAGUAUGAUCUUUUUUCAUGUUUCUAAUGCCUGAGGCAUUACUGCUUAACUUGGGGAAAAAUAAAACAGUGUUGCUGCCAUUUGUAAGUUUUCCUAUAAUAUUCCUUUUAUUAACUUUAAAACUGGCCUUAUGGGGUUCAAAUAGGCAGUAUCCCUUUUAAGUGACCUUUGCAACCCAAGUGUUACUUGCUUAUUUGAUGCUCUCUUGUAUUUUAAAUCUCAUUUAAAUCUUUGUCUGUGACCAACAAAGCUUAAAUUUUGUCUUAAUUUAAAACUCUGGAUCUAUUCCAUUGAUCAUGUUAGACGUUAAAAUGUUUAAUGGUAUAGUCUGACCUAGUGAAACAAAAUGGAUGUUGUGACUUUUUUAAAAUAAUAGAAUGGAAUGACUAUUUCACUUGCCCAAAAUUUUAAAUAUUUUUUCAUCUAAACUUGUAUUGUUUCCCAUAGCAGAAUGUUAAUAUUCACAGUAUAUUUCUGUGAAGAGCAAACCAAUACAAUAUAUCGAGUGUUGAAAAAAUUCCAGAUUUUUAAAGAAUUAAACAACCCUUACCAAUAGUUUCAUCUACCUUAUUUCUAGUUCACACAGUUAUCUCAAAGAAAUUCCACUGAAACUAAUGGGAUACUGUCUUGUGUAGAUGCCAAUUCAGUUUAUAAUGUGACCUAGUCAAGCUGUCUUUUUGUUGUGUUGUGUGAGUGUCAGAUCAUGCUUUUAGGAAUACUUUUAUUAAAAUGGUGUGCAUUCAUGCAAAAGGCCAACUGGCUUUUGUGAACAAUAGAUUUUUUCUCCCCUUUAUUUUGUUCUCUUGACACUUUUGUGAAAAUUAUCUAGCCUGAUAAAAACAUUUUGUAAAAAUUUGUAUAAUACUGUUAUAAAAUAUUUAUAAUCCCAGAAAAUGUUGUGUUAAAUCUUGUGCAAAAACAGUAUAUUCAGAAUAAAAGUUUAUCAUUUAAAGUCA